Phymastichus coffea is the source of this 1534-nucleotide messenger RNA. Its product is annotated as DNA polymerase delta subunit 2-like. Gene Ontology annotation, cellular component: delta DNA polymerase complex. The record is from RefSeq and is a predicted model, not a curated record. The transcript is spliced from 6 exons. Lineage: Eukaryota; Metazoa; Arthropoda; Insecta; Hymenoptera; Eulophidae. Bases 179 to 1534 code for a protein of 451 amino acids. Gene Ontology annotation, molecular function: DNA binding. Gene Ontology annotation, biological process: DNA replication; DNA strand elongation involved in DNA replication.
UGUGUACACCAGUCGCUCAUAUGUAAACAAAUUAACGAAAAAGGUAGAAAAAAACAACUGAAAAAAUUAUGAAAAACAGAAAAAUCUUGUGUCGACUCGAUCGUCAAAACGUAAAAUAGAGCGACUUCAUGAUGCUGGGUAUUUUGAGAAGCGUAAAGCUUAGCUGUUCGUUGUUGAGAUGGCUAAAUUUAAACGUAAAAGUGCCGAAUUCGAGGACUUUAAGAGCUUUAAAAUCGAUUCCAGAAGUUUUUCUAGGCAGUUUUCUGGAAUUUACAAGGCUCGAUUAGCCUCGCUGAAAGUUGAAGUUCUGAAACGUGCGAAAUUAAAGUGGAGUGAUCGUGAUUUUCUGCAAAUUGUUGAUUUAACAAAAGAUAAGUACGAAGAAACGCCAUGCAUCAUUAUUGGCACACUGUACAAACAUCAAGAAUUGAAACCAUCAAUCUUGAAAGAAAUGUCAGAGGAGCUCCAAACUAUUCCUCAGCCACCAAGACAAAAUUAUUGUUCUCCUAGAGACUCAUUGUUUUUGGAAGAUGACGUUGCUCGUGUUAAACUUGUUGGUAAUUUAAAUGUAGAUACAUUGGUUACUGGACUAGUUUGUGCUGUCAAUGGUCAUGGGUUGAGUGAUGGAACAUUUUGGGUAGAUGAUUUUUGUUUUCCUGGAUUGCACCUCAAACCUCUUACUCAAACUCCAAGCAGUUGUGCAAAAGAUCAUGGAAAGUUUUUGUUGUUUAUAUCAGGACUAGAUUUUAUAAAUCAAGGAGCUUGCCUUGCUCAACAACUAUUAAGUGACUGGAUUAAUGGUUUUGUAGGAGAUGAAUCUUUUCAAGAGAAAGCAGCUAGUAUAGUGCGUGUGAUAAUAGCUGGGAACAGUAUUAGAGGUUCACCAGAAACCUUUACUAGAAAAGGUUAUUUUGAGAAUAAGAAAAAGUUUUCUCUAUUUGCUGCAAAUAUAAAUGUAGCAACAAAUAGAUUUGACAGUUUUAUCAGUAGAAUUGCACAUACCUGCACUGUGACAUUAUUGCCAGGAGAGUUUGAUCCAACAUGCCAUUCGCUUCCUCAACACCCAAUUCAUCCUCAUAUUUUACCAUUAACUCUCAAAGUUGGAACUUUACAUGGAGCUACCAAUCCUUGGAUUGGUAAAAUUGGUUCAAGAAUAAUUGGCGGAUCUAGUGGUCAACCAAUACUGGAUAUUAUAAAGGUAUCAAAUGUUGAUGUUUCUCCAAUUCACUGGUUGGAAAAAACUUUAGAGUGGAUGCAUUUUGCUCCAACAGCACCAGAUACAUUAGCAGAGUAUCCUUUUGAUCAGUCGGAUUCUCUUGUUAUGAAUGUUCAUCCUAAUAUUUAUUUUGCUGGCAAUAUGGAAAAGUUUGAAACAAAACUACUCCAAGGUAUUAACGGGAAAGGCGAUUAUGAAGGGCAACCAAUCAGGUUGAUUUGCAUCCCUAAAUUUGCAACAACACAAACGGCGGUUUUAGUUGAUUUAGAAUCGUUAGAUGCAAAGCAGAUUUCAUUCGGUAGUAUUCAAUUGGAAUAA